UCUUUAAGUUAACUGAAAAGCAUAGGGAAUGAGUUAUAUGCUGAAACAAAUUAAUCCCUAACUUAUUAAUUAAUAGCCUCGUAGAACACACUAAACCCUUAUUAUCAGUGUUUACACUGUUGGGUAUCGAGAAUGGCUGAGUUGAACGACUCUGCAGAUGUUUUUGCCAAUAGCAGCACAGAAACAGUCCAAGAAAACUUAGACUACAAAGAUUUCUUGGCUAACACCAAGAAAGGCUCCAUGUUACCGUUUAUGGACGAUAGUAGAUUUGAUGAAUUCCGAAGUCAUGUCUUCACUUCAUCACCAAUGUCUCCACAGAACAAAAUACUCGACGAUUCUGAGAACAUUAGCUUUAUCGCUAAUCAGUUCAUCUCUGAAGCUUGCAAUGUUCCUGUCGUCCUCUACUGUCCCUUUUGCUGCUUUACGUGUCAUUUUGAAUUCAUCUUCAAAGACCACAUAAAGAAUUCUCAUCCAACUGAAAUCAUGAAUAUUGCCAAAAGUACCAACUACUAUUUUGAGUUUCACGCUUGUCCUUUCUGCCAUGCUAAAUUUUAUGUAAAAGAUCUUCUUCCAAAACAUGUUCUGCACAAACAUGAAGAUUCGGUUGUCUUCUUGGGCCUCGGGCGAAACAACUAUGCUCAGUGUAGGUUUUGUUCCUUCAAACUGCUGCAAAAACACGUCAAGAGGUUGAUUAUGCAUGUGGAGAAAAAACACAUGAACGAACUAGAGAACUUUCUCAAGCAUCAGAACACGAGCAUCACUCUCAGUUCAAAAGAUAUGAAAUUUUUUUGUGAAGAUAUUGAAGACCUAAACUCAGCGGAUGACGACAAAGCAAUGAAAAAACCUACUGCCAGUAGAAGUGGAGGUAAAGUGAAACGAGUGAAAUCGAUUCUAAAACCUCCUAAGGAUCCAUUGGAGGAAAUGAACCUUCAUGAUGAAAAUCGCUGUGCUGUAACACCACCUAACAACGGAAGUUACGAAGCAAUCAGGAUACAAAAUAGUGCUCGUCGAAAACUUAGAUUUGAUAUACCAGAAUCUAUUGACGAGGAUAAAGAAAACACUGGUAUGGUUGACCUGAAUAAAGAAAAGAAGAAUAAAAUCAGGUGGUUUUCUUUGUUUAAAAAAGAGAAAAAGCCACAGACUCAGUUGUCAUCGGCCUUCAAACCAAUUACUACACCACCAAAAAACCCUUGCGAGAAGACCACUUCUUUCUUUACCAAGUUUCAUUUGGAAAAUGACGGUAUAAGCCCACUAACUACGAAUCACUUCAAAUGUGGCUUGUGUCAUGAGGACUUUGAGAACAACGCCCAGCUUCUGAAUCAUCUGCAGUAUCACCACAGAGGUCUCAACUUGACGGCACAGUAUCGCUGCGGUGCUUGCAACGCCAAGUUCUACAGGAAUAGCUAUCUCGUACGUCACUGCUGGUUUCACCACACUCCGCUUUGUCUCAAGAAAGGCCAGCAAGAUGAUGCCAUGUAGGUAAGUUAGGGUUUUUGUUUGGUUUUAAACCACUGUCACAAUUAUUUUAUCUUAAAGCUAUAGGAUAUUAGAUAUUAAAAUCCUAAUAAUGUCAGUUUCCUAUAUUCAGUCUAACUGAUAACACUUCUGUGUAACCUUGCAAAUUGCCGGUACAAAAACCUCAGGUGGUUAGGGUUCGAAUGUUAACAAUGUCUUGUGAUUCUGUUAUUGUAAAAAUUAAUGGCUUAGUGGUAAGUUCUUGUGUUUUAACCAAUAUAUUUAUUAAUUAGCUAAUCAUACAUUUAUUGUUUUUAAAAUCAAUCCAUUAUGAUCUAUAAUCUAUUACGGUAUAAGAUAAUGUAUAACGUUUUUUUUAUGGAAUCCACUAGGUAACGAUCAAUCUUGUUCUCGGUGUUUUAUAACUAUAGUCUGAAGCCUUUAUACUGUAAUCAUUCGUAAUUUCUAUUCAUUCAUUUCAGUCAAUAGGGUUUUUAUAUGCCAGAUCAAU
Molecule: messenger RNA, 1966 nt
Organism: Macrosteles quadrilineatus (aster leafhopper)
Lineage: Eukaryota; Metazoa; Arthropoda; Insecta; Hemiptera; Cicadellidae
Exons: 2
Coding region: 133-1479 (448 amino acids)
Source: RefSeq, a predicted model, not a curated record